ACUAAUUGAACAAUUCUUAUUUUGUUUAUGUGCUAAAAGUUCAUUGUUUAUAUACUUCAGACCGCCUUGUAAUUUUUGAUCCAUAUUAAAGUCUAUUCGUUUAAAUGGAGGAGAACGCAUUUUUAAUUGAAGAGCUUUCCAGCAACGAUGUUAGUGAGUCAGAACUGUCGGAGUUCAAAGAAACGCAGCCGAUAAAAGUUUUGGAUAUAAUAACUCCUGGUGAAGACUCCAACUCCAAAUUGACAAAUGUUGUGCGACCUAAUGAUAAUGAACAUACAGCUUUGCCAAAAACUUCUCGCGGAUCAGCCGAAGGUGAAGCAGCGCUAAUAAAGCUUUUCGUACGUGGAGAAGGAGAAUUUCCAGAUUGCUAUACAAAACUUGAACCGGGUGAAGAGGAAGAAGACGAUUAUGAUGUUGAUAAAGUGGAAUUAAAGGCGCAAGAGCAAGCAUCGACUAAAAUGUGUGAAAAUCUUAAAAUUACAGAACGCAAAGCCAUUGAUACCAGCUUGAGUGAGCCUUCUUGGCGUAAUAGAACUGGUAGUAUUGGCAGUUCCAGCACUAGUGCAACUAGUGGACCUCGAAGGCGUACAAUACUCAAUGCCGCACUGCAAGGUCUGAUGGGUGAGGCAAAUCUCAGUUAUGCACGUGGACAAAUUGAUAUUUCAGAAAAGAUUUGCUUGGAAAUCAUACGGCAGAAUCCGUUAGCACCUGAACCGUUUUUCACAUUGGCUGAAAUAUAUGAAACACGUAACACUGAAAAACAUUUAUAUUUCCUAACUAUUGCGGCACACUUGAAUCCACAUGACCGCGAUCAAUGGAUACGCAUUUCCGAAUUGCACAUAGCACAGGGCAAUUUACAACGUGCGCGUGUAUUUUAUACCAAAGCCAUAAAGGCUAUGCCCAGGGAUUAUGAUUUGCGUUUGCGUAAAGCCCGUUUAUUGGAAAUGAUGGGCGAAACUCAUCUAGCUAUGUUAACUUACCUAAAAAUGAUACCACACAUGCCACGUACUGAAAAAGAUUUAUGUCUAAUAACAGCAAAAAAUGUUGCUCACCAUUUCCAUGGUAUCUCAAAGCAUGCCAUAGCACUCGAAGCAAUGGAGAGUGCCUAUCAAGUAUGUGGCGAAUAUUUUUCAUUAGAAGACCUUAAUCUCUAUAUGGAUCUGUUAAUUUAUAACAAAGCUUACGCACAAGUAUUACGUUGUUUGCGCGCACGAACCUCACUCGAAUUAGAAACGGAGCAGGAGAGUAAUUUAGAACUUAUAUUCUUUUGCGUAAUACCCGAUAACUUUGUGCCCGAUUUUCGUGCUAAACUAUGCGUGAGCUUGAUACAUCUCCACGCACACCAUCUGCUGGGUUAUCUCAUACAAAAUGUACAUGAACAUAUACCAUUGACUGAUGAUCGGCUGGAUUUGUACAUUGAUAUUGCUGAAGCGCUAAUGCAAGAACAUAAAUAUGCCGAAUCUAUAGAGUUGUUACGGCCAAUAACAGAUGGCGAUACAAUUGAGUGUCCUGCCUUUGUAUGGUUACGCCAGGCUGAAUGUUUGCGUAAUUUAAAUCGUACAAAUGAGGCUAUUGAGAGUUAUACACGUGUUGUGGAACUAGCACCUUUUUGCUAUGAGGCCAAAUUUACAUUGUCGGCUUUGCUAAAGCAACAGGGCCGUCAUAUGGAGGCGGUAAAGGCUCUCGAACAAUCCGGUGAAGGCGAUGGUCAGCCACUAAAUGCUCGUUUGCUUUAUGAGCGUUGCAUAAUGUUGCAGCAAAUUGGUGAAAUUGAUGAAUUUCUCGAAGUAGGCUAUGUGCUGCUCGCACGACAUUCAAUUAAGCUGCGGAAUCGUGAGGAAAUGCUAGCAGCGGCGAAUGGUGGUAGUUUCUAUAACGCAGAAGGUCUCAAAGUGAUAUUGCAAAUGCGCAAUAUCACAGAGGAUACGGAUAAGGCAUUACAGGAAUACAAUAAAAUACCACAAGAGAAUUCAGAUCUCACCAUACAAGAUGAAUAUCGUCUAUUUUUGGAGUUGUUACGCGUUGCUUUUGAGCAUAAAAAAUUUAGUUGUAUUGAACGUCUUUGCUUUGGCAUGGUCACCACAAAACGAUUCACUGCCUAUCAUAUUGAAUUGGAGCAUAUUAUAAUACUCGCAUGCUACUUUAAUGACAACUGCACCAUUGCGUUUUCAUAUCUACGUGAAUUGAUUUCGAAGAAUCCACUUAAUACCAUACUUUGGAAUUUACUAUCUCUCCUUGUACAAAAGGGUCAGGAUUUGCGUUAUCAUCGUUAUGUACGUCGUUUAGUGCAACGACUACCUUCUGAACGUAAAUUUCGUAUAUUUCUUGCGCAUUAUCAUCUAUUUUGCUGUUCAUACAAAUAUGCUUUAAAUAUUUAUGUGCCACUCUUUAAAGAAGAACAAACGCCCAUAUUGGCACUCUGUAUAGCUGCAAUUUUUAACCAGAUGUCAUUGCAACGUAAAGUAUUACGUAAAACCGGCGCAGUGGCACAAUCUAUUGCUUUCGCCCAAAAGUAUGCUACAUUGCGUGCUGGUGUAGAGUGGCAUGCCGGUAUUGUUGCUACUGGCUCGUUUAAAACAUCAGCGUCACGGGAAAAAUCAUUACCGUCAACAGCAGAUGAGGAAAGUAGUAGUCAAUGUAGUGCAGCUGAGCAGGAAAUUUGCUACAAUUUCGGGCGCAUAUAUCAACAGGCUGGCCUGGUACACCUUGCGGUAGAGUAUUACGAGCGUGGUUUGGCGGCACGACAUCCCUUAAUUGAAGAGAAUGAAGAGUAUUUGGGUUUGCGGCAAGAAAUCGCAUACAAUUUACAUUUAAUUUAUAAGUCAGCGGGAAAUUUGCGGAAAGCGAGGCAAUAUCUCUACGAGUAUUGUGUUGUCUGAAAUGUAAAAUGGAUGACGAGUCUUUCACUUAGGUUUUAAAACUGAACAUAUGUACAUACAUAUUAUAUAUAACAAUCACCACCUGUAUACAAAAUCUGUCACAGGUUAGUAAAAAAAAAUAUUGAAUAAUUUUAUAUUUAUCUUUAAUUAAAGUACUAAUUAAUUAUUAGCUAUUAUUUAAGCUUUCCAAAUUAAAAAUAAAUCGUGAAGAAAAUAUAUUAUUUCUUAAGUUCGUUUUAACAUUAGCAGUUACAUAAAUUUAUAUAUUUAUAUAUACAUUUGGCCAUUCGAAAUGUUUAAAAUAGUUAUUAAGAAGUCCGAUAUACAAUAAACACCGUAAUAUUUAUUUAAAUUUUA
Ceratitis capitata (Mediterranean fruit fly) is the source of this 3236-nucleotide messenger RNA. RefSeq names its product general transcription factor 3C polypeptide 3. The coding region runs from base 105 to 2879 and encodes 924 amino acids. The transcript has 3 exons. Gene Ontology annotation, biological process: transcription by RNA polymerase III. Lineage: Eukaryota; Metazoa; Arthropoda; Insecta; Diptera; Tephritidae. Gene Ontology annotation, cellular component: transcription factor TFIIIC complex. The record is from RefSeq and is a predicted model, not a curated record. Gene Ontology annotation, molecular function: protein binding.